AUACCAAGAAGUAUUGGUACCAGCUGAUGCUUUUGUCGUAUUUAAACCCCAGUUACUCUGACUAGUCAACCCACUUUCAGAGUCACCUUUCUGAAGGGAAUGCCAUCUGGAUUUACUGCACUUGCAUAAUCUGGUACCUGCUGAUAAACAAGGACCAUGAGUGAGAAGACCCAGAAUUCCUUACUUACUGUUCUGCAGCAAUUGACCUGCCAUUUCACAUGGGAUUUACAGGAGAAAGAUAUCCCCCUCAAAGAUCUGGAAGAUAGAAUCUGUGAGCAGAUUGAGUUUCUCAUCACAAAAUCCAAAUUCACCAUAUACAAUCUCUUGGCUUAUGCCAAGCACUUAAAAGGCCAAAAUGAGGAAGCCUUGGAAAGCUUGAGAAAUGCAGAAGAGGAAAUUCAGAUGUAUUCCAAAGGAGAAGCUGAAACUCGACGUCUGGUUAUCUGGGGAAACCGUGCCUGGGUACAUUAUCACAUGGGCAAUCUUGCUGAAGCUCAGAACUACAUAGACAGGGUAGAGAGAAUGUGCAGCAAGCUUUCAAGCCCCUACCGCUACAAGGUGGAGCAGCCAGAAAUCUUCUGUGAAGAAGGGUGGGCGCUAUUAAAGCUUGGAGGGAAAUAUUAUGAAAGGGCUAAGGUGUGUUUUGAAAAGGCUCUGGAACAAGAACCCGACAACCCGGAGUUCAAUUCUGGCUUUGCCAUCUCAGUGUAUCGUCUAGAUGACAUAGACAGACAAGACCAUCCUAAAAAAUGUUUCUCCCUAGAGCCUCUGAGGCAGGCAGUCAAGCUGAAUCCAGGUGACCCAUACAUCAAAGUGCUUUUUGCCUUGAAGCUUCAGGAUGUAGACCAGGAAGCUGAAGGGGAAAAGUACAUCCAAGAGACCUUAGUUGAGCACUCAUCGUCACCUUACGUCCUCCGCUAUGCGGCUAAAUUCUACAGAAGGAAGGGCUGUGUCGAUACAUCUAUGGAACUUUUACGGAAGGCCUUGAAGAUUACGCCCAAGUCUGCAUUCCUGAACCAUCAGAUAGGGCUUUGCUACCGGGUAAAAAUGAUUGAAAUAAAGAAAGCCACAAAUAAGCCACAAGGAACAAAUAAAGAGAGGGUGGAGAAAUUAGGUAGAUCAGCCAUAUAUCACUAUUCACUGGCCAUAGAACAGAAACCAACAUUCAUAUGUGCAUGUAUAGACCUAGCCUUCUUGUACAUCGAGGGAGGUCAGUAUGAAAAAGCAGAAGCUGUUUAUCAGAAUGCUUGUCAACUGGAGAAAAUUACAGAUCUAGAAAAACAAAAAAUCAAUUUGCAAUACGGUCGCUUUCUACAGAGCUGCAAGAAAUCUGAAGACAGGGCCCUUACUCACUAUGUGAAAGGCUUAAAAGUAGAAAAGGAAUCACCUGCAAGAGAAAGCCUGAAGAAUGUGGUACAGAAAAUAGCCACAAAGCGACUGGAACAAAAUGCAUCAGAUUCGGAGAGUCUGGGUCUCCUUGCGUUCGUUCACCAGCUGAAGGGAGAAAGGAGGGAAGCAAUUGACUGCUACCAGAAAGCCUUGAAGCUGGAUCCUGCUAACGACGAAUACUCCAGUGCUUUGUGUCAGCUGCAGCUCAAAAUAUAAGCCUGGGCCUUUGCUUCAAUCAACCCACAUCCUGCAUAAAUACCCUCCUUAGUGUUUUUGUUUAAAUACAAGUGUGGUUAGUGUUAUCUUUCCAAUGAAUUAAACUCACAAUCUUUUCAUCUUUAGUGAUUAACAGCUCAGCAACAAGCUAGGCGCUCUCCUCCCCUGUUAACUUUUCUAGAGAUCUUGGUCAGUGACUCAUUCAUACCUCUUCCCCAUAGAGGAAAAUGGCAGCAUUAAAAGAGUUUAAGUAUUUUGGAAAAGA
Molecule: messenger RNA, 1870 nt
Organism: Ornithorhynchus anatinus (platypus)
Lineage: Eukaryota; Metazoa; Chordata; Mammalia; Monotremata; Ornithorhynchidae
Product: interferon-induced protein with tetratricopeptide repeats 5-like
Exons: 2
Coding region: 157-1605 (482 amino acids)
Biological process (GO): defense response to virus
Cellular component (GO): cytosol
Molecular function (GO): protein binding
Source: RefSeq, a predicted model, not a curated record